ACACAUGCAGAUGGAUGGAAAGUUAUCAUUUGCCAAAUACUCGGUCACCUCUUGCAUCAGAGUUCCCUGACUCAAAAGCAUUACUCUAUCGCCACGAGGUCAUCAAACCGAAAGCUGGCCAAUUUAAUAGGAUUAAGUAAAGAGCGCCCCAAAACCGAUUUAUGACCAGCAGAAACGCAAUUGUUCGGGUUGCCCUGAUUGCGUUGGUUCCAUCUUUCAAUUAUUAACCAGCAAACAAAGCAGCAUUCCCCACUCUCUAAAAAAUGGGAACGAAGAUCGAGUACGUGGACACCACGCACCUGUACGCCUCCAAGUACAUCCGCAACUCCAAGGCGAUCGGUGUGCUGUGGGCCAUCUUCACCAUUUGCUAUGCCAUCAUCGGCAUCGUGGCAUUCGUGACACCAGAGUGGAUCGGUGAUCCGGACAACGAUGGAGCUGGUCGCCUGGGCCUCUGGCAGCAGUGCCAGCGGGACGAGAUCUUCGACAACUGCCGUCGACGAUGGGAGAGCAUCUUCGAAGUGCCCACAUUCUCGUUUCAGUUGGCCACAUUCUUUAUGCUGGGCGCCAUAGCACUGGCCUUGCUGACCAUAUUCUUCUUGGUUUGUUUGCUGUUUAUGAAGUCGACGCGUGUUUUCCACCUUUGCGGUUGGAUGCAAAUCAUAUCAGCUAUUUGCAUGAUUGUGGCCUGCGCGGCGUUUCCCUUUGGCUGGAAUUCGGACGAUUUCCGUAAGAUCUGUGGACCGGAAGCGAAUCGCUUCGAGCUGGGCUUGUGCGGCAUCCGCUGGGCUUAUCCACUGGCCAUAAUCGGUUGCAUAGAUGGCGUGGUCUUGGCCACUCUGGCGUUUAUCUUGGCCACGCGGCACGUGCGCCUGCAGCCAGAUCCGAUAUACCAGAACUCGCUAUACAAAGGUGAAAUCAACAAUGCUUACCUCACAGAUGCCAUCAGCUUGGCGGGCUCGAGGAAAUCCAACCCACGCAUAACUGGCUUGAAUUUGCAGCCCAUUUUGCUGGUGGCUCCGCCAAACGAGGAUAGCAUAUCGCAGUUUUCUCGUUAUCACUGAGCACACCAUUCAAACAGCCAGGACGCCAACCAAUUAAGCUUAGCACGUGCAAGAACCAGGGGUGAAACUCAGCUUAAAGUUUUCCAUAAAUCGUUCAAACGAUUUUUAACCGAUUUUCGCCGCAACCAUAAGAUGAAACUAUGAAAAUGUGUGUGGUAUGUGUAUUUGAGUGUGAAAGUCAGCGAGUGAAUGAUUUGUAUAUGCCGCUUAGCCCGACUGAAUGCCAACUUGUAGUUGUAAGAUUGGAUUUUAAACUAUAAUUUAACAUUUCGUGUGAAUAGCUUGUGCCUAAGUGUAUGCUUCGAAUAAGUUAAAAGUUAAAAGAGAGUUCCCGAAGCUCUGCCUGUAAAUUAUAUACCCAUAAACAAUAAACAUGUACAAAUAUUAAACAU
Molecule: messenger RNA, 1453 nt
Organism: Drosophila melanogaster (fruit fly)
Lineage: Eukaryota; Metazoa; Arthropoda; Insecta; Diptera; Drosophilidae
Gene: Tmhs
Product: tetraspan membrane protein in hair cell stereocilia
Exons: 6
Coding region: 264-1061 (265 amino acids)
Cellular component (GO): membrane
Source: RefSeq, marked reviewed